Dermochelys coriacea (leatherback sea turtle) is the source of this 3895-nucleotide messenger RNA. RefSeq names its product MFNG O-fucosylpeptide 3-beta-N-acetylglucosaminyltransferase (gene MFNG). Gene Ontology annotation, biological process: regulation of Notch signaling pathway. Gene Ontology annotation, molecular function: O-fucosylpeptide 3-beta-N-acetylglucosaminyltransferase activity. Bases 1939 to 3093 code for a protein of 384 amino acids. Gene Ontology annotation, cellular component: membrane. NCBI's taxonomy places the organism in Eukaryota, Metazoa, Chordata, Testudines, Dermochelyidae. The transcript is spliced from 8 exons. The record is from RefSeq and is a predicted model, not a curated record.
CACCUUUAUCACUCCUCCCUGGGGGGUGUCCAAAUUCCCUGCCCCGGGAGGUAAUGCUGCCUGCUGUAGAGGAAUGAGUCACGGGUUAAGGAACAGGUGGAAUGCCAUUAGCCACCGUGGGCACCAAUUACCAGCUGUAAAAGCCUUGUACAAUCCCAAUGUAAAGAGUCCUUUAGAAAAACUCUUCUGCCUGUCCUCAGGGGAGGGAUCUGCUGGAGUGUGUGUCUGCGUGCGCAUGCAGUCAAGGGCUGGGGGUGGACUUCCAAGUCCUUCACUAGCUAUAGUCUUCCCUAGGGGCAGUUUGCAAAACUUCCCUGCCAUUGCUCAAGCUGGCUCAGCGCCACAGGGGUUAACAGCAGCAGCUGCAAUGUGCAUGGCUCACCAUUGGCCUAAGCACCGUGUGGAGGCGAUCUGUUCUGAGCAGAGUUAGAUGGCAUGGUGAGCAACAUAUCUAAGCUAAGGGCUAGAUCCCCAGCUGCUGCUGAGAUAUGUGAAACAGGGGAGAGCGCAAAUGGCUGUAAACCUUGGGGUUGCUCUAAGUUAUGCCCAACUGUCCAUGGGCCCAAGGGGCAGUUCCAACAGCUGGGGACUGCUGGAGUAUAGGGAUGCCUUCCCCUUCCCCCUUGAAACAGGGCAAGGAGUGGCAGUGAGCCAGUUAAGCUGGCUUUCUAGCUACUGUUUGUCACUUUGCAUAGGGCCCUACAGAACCUGAGACUGGACCUGGAACUGCCCUGGCAGCUGGAAAGGGGGUUUGGGAAAGCCCCUUGGUGGAGAAUUCAUCUCUGCAUUGGUGCUGAGCCUGGCACAGAGACUGACCUGGGAGGCAAUGUGCCUCCUGAUUCUUCAGUGGCCAGGGGCUGUCCCAGCUUGCAUGCUGUCUGCAAGGGCUCCUAUGGGCCAUUCUAAGUUCCAAGGGGCCACUGAAACUCCUGGCCAUGCAUCCUCCAGCCCUGCCAGCAUAUCGCCUUUUGCAGGGGUGUCACGCUGGCUCUGUGCCUGCUGGGGCCCCCAGUGUCACUGCGAAGCGGCUGCAGUGUGGGGUGAAUUCCCCCAAAACCGCCGGACAGCCUGGUUCAGUUUUGAGAGGCUCCCCGAGGGUUGGGGGUGGGGGCAGAAGCAUGUUCCCCUCAGGCUGAUGACAUGAGAGUCCCCUGGAGACUUCCUCCUUCAGGGAGGCUCCCAGUUUAGUCUAACUGAGCUCUUUCCCCUGGCCUGACACAAGGAGCAGCCCACAGGGCAGCAGCUGGGAGCAGAGGGGACAGCUAGCCAGGAUUCCCCACAGGCUGAAGGGCCCCGCCUACCCUCUGCCCAAGGAAGGGGUGGGCGGAGCCUGGAGCCUGUAGCUAGAGGGAGUCAGUGAGAGCUGAACAGACAGAGCAGGUGGAAGGCAGCUCUCUUGCUCGUUCCCUGGACCUGGCUAUCCCCAGCCUCUUGCCUGCAUCAGCCUCUAGCCUGGGACCUGUCCUGAUGCAUCCUUUGAUGCUGGGUCAGCCCCUUUGCCUCCAGCAAACCGGAAACCAGAGUCACUCACCUGGAUAUUCCCCCAUCACCCCUCCUGGAAACCUGGGACCCUCAGCCCCUUGCAUGGAAUAGACUCUCCUCCUGGACCCUUGACCUUUCACCCUGAUCGGGCACCUGCCCAGGACCCUCAGCCUCUCAGCUAAGAGCCUGGGGUCUGGGUUAGUUCAGCUCUGGCUGUGUAAUUUGCUGGCCUGCAGGUGUCUGCUUGUCACCUGUCCUGCCAGCUGGAAAAUCAGGUCUUCCUGGUCCCUGUGUCUCUUUCCUGGAGGCUGCCCCCAUCCCAGGGGCAACAGUCCCUUUCAGCCUUGGUGUUUGGCUCUCUAAGAAUUUCACUGCCACUUUCUGCUCCCCUCCCAUCACUUUCCAUGGCCAUGUCCUAGUUGGGUCUCAGCCUGCCUGUCCUCCCCUUUGGGAGGCAUGAGGCCAGCAUGGGGCUCACAGACCCUGGGGUGCAGAGGAAGAAGCUCCCUCUGCCUGCUGGGCUUCUCUCCGUUGCGUUGGAAGUUGGCAGUGAUGCGUCGGCAUCUCCUCCGCUGUCUCUCUGGAGCUGCUCUGCUCCUUGUCACCAUGGCUUUCCUCUCCAUGAGGCACCAUGGCACUCAAGAGGUGGUCCGCUACCAAGGGGUUGGUGAUGGGACAUCGGAUAUCCUGGAGCACCAGGCUAAAAUGUCCCCAGUGGAUGUUCUGGGAGACAGCAGCAGGAGACAGGAGCUGAAAGAGCCACCGGGCCCUUCCAAGGUGGGCUCUAGUGUGAGGAGAGGCCUGGACCUUAGAGAGGUUUUCAUUGCUGUGAAGACAACCAAGAGGUUCCACCAGACCAGGCUGGAGCUGCUGCUGGACACUUGGAUAUCCAAGGCAAAAGAGCAGACCUACGUCUUUACUGAUGAAGAAGACGAAACCCUGCAGAAGAGAAUGGGUGACCAUGUGGUAUUCACAAACUGUUCUGCAGAGCAUAGCCACCCAGCCCUCUCCUGCAAGAUGGCAGCCGAGUUUGAUGCGUUCUUGGCCAGCGGCCUCAGCUGGUUUUGCCACUUGGAUGAUGAUAACUACCUAAACCCACAGGCCCUCUUGAAGCUCUUGUCUUCCUUCUCUCCAGCCCAUGACAUUUACAUUGGGAAGCCCAGCCUGAACCGGCCCAUCCAAGCCUCCGAAACAAUGCCCAACAAUCAGACGAGGUCCGUGCGCUUCUGGUUCGCUACUGGUGGGGCGGGAUUCUGCAUCAGCCGCAGGCUGGCCGUCAAGAUGGCACCUUGGGCCAGCGGCAGUAACUUCCUGAGCACCUCGGAGCUCAUCCGCCUCCCGGACGACUGCACCGUGGGCUACAUCAUUGAGUGCAAACUGGGUGGGCAUCUGCUCCCCAACACGCUCUUCCACUCUCACCUGGAGAACCUGCAGCUGAUUCCCAGGCCCCAGCUCCUGCAGCAGGUCACCCUCAGCUAUGGUGUCUUCGAGAAGAAACUCAACACUGUUGAGCUGGCCGGCCCCUUCUCCCAGCACGAUGACCCCUCCAGGUUCCAAUCCCUUCACUGCCUUCUCUACCCGGACACUGCCUGGUGCCCACGGCCCGUCUGAGCUCCCACACCCAAAGGGUCCCACUCAGGCCAGCGACCCGCAGUUCGUGUUGUGUGUGUGUGUGGGGGGGUACUCAGGGAGCCCUGGGCGCUCCCUCUCUCCUUCGCAGUGACUGCCCUGCUGCAGCUAGCGAUAGAUUUGUGGGUCAGUGCUCGCUGAGCACGGCACAGGGUGAGCGGGUAGGAUCCACAGCAAGGCGUCCAGGUGAAAAUGUGGAAGGACACUGUUGGUGGAACAUUCAAAUGCAACCCAAUGCAAUCCCUCGGGCUCUGAGACCCUUGUGGGGGAUGAGGAUGGGCAGGACAGGGAAGUCGACGAGCCUCUGGUAAUGUAGGCAGUGUAGUUGUCGCCCUGUCGGUCCCAGGAUAUUCGAGAGACAAGGUGGGUGAGAUAACCUUAUGCCUCCAUUAACGCAGCGAGACUUUGGCCACAGAUACUGGCUGUGCAGCGAUAGAUGGAGACCUGGUGCCCCCUGCUGCCUGGAUGGAGCAUAUCUCUGGAUGCAUCCUGAGCCACACUGGCUGUGUGGGGCCGAGUGUGAAUGGAGUGUACAGCCGGCCUUCACUUCAGUCUCUGCUGGGCAGAUUCUCUCCUCCCUUUAUGCCCCCAAAUCCUUUCUCCCUGAGCCUACGCUGGACAAGAGCCUUUUCUGUCCUCUCAUUUGUUGAGCCUCUGCUGGCCAGGACUCCGCCUGCCCCAGCCCCCUUGCUAAGCCUCUGCUUAGAUAGUUUGGCUACAUUUUCACGUCAGAAACUCAAGUCUUUGAUAAUCCGUUUCAAUAAAAUGACAUUGUGGUCACGUC